GCCCGCUUAGCUCAGAGGUUAGAGCAUCGCAUUUGUAAUGCGAUGGUCAUCGGUUCGAUUCCGAUAGCCGGCU
Molecule: messenger RNA, 73 nt
Organism: Oldenlandia corymbosa var. corymbosa
Lineage: Eukaryota; Viridiplantae; Streptophyta; Magnoliopsida; Gentianales; Rubiaceae
Source: the annotation of a GenBank genome assembly